This is a messenger RNA of Pseudopodoces humilis (Tibetan ground-tit), 1788 nucleotides long. NCBI's taxonomy places the organism in Eukaryota, Metazoa, Chordata, Aves, Passeriformes, Paridae. The record is from RefSeq and is a predicted model, not a curated record.
GGGAGUUGGGGCAGGAUGGAGAGCCUGGGGCUGCCAGCAGUGACCCUUGGGGAUGGCACCACGGCCUACCUGCAGCAGGCUGGCAGAGGUGAAAAGCUGAUUGAAGGGCAAGUCAUUGAACUUGAAGAUGGGACCACAGCUUAUAUCCAUCAGGUGACAGUUCAGAAAGAGGCUGUGGCUUUUGAAGAUGGGCAGCCAGUGGUACUGGAGGAUGGCAGCACAGCCUUCAUACACAGCACAGCUAAAGAGAGUUAUGAGCCUGGCACAUUCCAGGCUGUCCAGCUAGAGGAUGGUUCCACUGCCUACAUCCACCAUCCUGUCAUCGUGGCACCUGGCAGCACCAUCCUGGAAGUGCAGACAGAAACUGGGCUCAGAGAGUUGGCUGGGGAUGAGGAAGAUGAUGGCUUUGAUGUGGACACCAUUAAUGCAUUGCAGCAGUAUGGCAGGAAGGGGUCUGAUGAGGAAGAAGAGGGAGUGACAGACACCUGCCAUAUGAAGAGUAAGGACUCCAGCAACAUCCCUUCCCAGGAUUUGCAGGAGGAGGAGGUGCAAAACAACAGGAAGGGGCAGCAGGUUGGCAGCAGAGCUUUCCGCUGUGGGUACAAAGGUUGUGGCCGCCUCUACACCACUGCCCACCACCUCAAGGUACAUGAACGUGCUCACACAGGUGACAGGCCAUACACAUGUGACUUUCCAAGUUGUGGGAAAGCAUUUGCUACGGGGUAUGGGCUGAAGAGCCAUGUGAGAACACACAAAGGUGAGAAACCCUACAAGUGUCCAGAAGACAUGUGUAGCAAAGCCUUCAAAACCUCCGGGGAUCUGCAGAAACACUUCCGCACGCACACAGGUGAGCAUCCCUUCAAGUGCCCCUUCGUGGGCUGUGGCCGCUCCUUUACCACGUCAAACAUCCGCAAGGUUCACAUCCAGACGCACACGGGUGAGCGGCCCUACGUGUGUGCAGAGCCUGGCUGUGGCAGGGGCUUCACCAGUGCCACCAACUACAAGAACCACAUGAGAAUCCACACAGGAGAGAAGCCGUACCUGUGCACCGUGCCAGGCUGUGGGAAGCGCUUCACAGAGUACUCCAGCCUGUACAAGCACCACGUGGUGCACACACACUGCAAGCCCUACACAUGCAGCAGCUGUGGCAAGACCUACCGCCAGACCUCCACACUGGCCCUGCAUAAGCGCAGCAGCCACGGCGAGCUGGAGGCCACCGGGGAGAGCGAGCAGGCCCUCUACGUGCAGCAGCAGCUGGAGGCUGCUGCGGCUGUUUACAGAGGCUCUCCACUGAAGAGUCAGCAUAUUGCUUUCCUGUCAGAGAGGGAGGAAGAUGCUGUUCCUACACGAGUCUCGCUUAUCUCUCAGGAUGGGACAGAGCAGGUCAGUCUGUCUCAGGAAGAGCUGCAGGCCCUGGGCAGUGCCAUCAGCAUGGUGAUGCAGAGCAAGGCCCUCGCUGUGCCUGAGGGAGAGCUGGCCUGGUGACACUGGGGAGAGCUGGCCGGUGGUGACACUGGGACCAUGACUGUGGCCAACACCAGUGGCACUGAGGCACAGGAGGUGACCAUAGUUGCCUCUGGGGCAGUGGUGUCAGAGGAAUCAGACAUGGCCCUGCUCUGUCAUCAGCAGGUGGCAUUGCUGGCCACCUCCCAUGGCACCCACAUUGCUGUUCAGCUGGAAGAGCAGCAGAGCCUCCCCCAGCUGGAGGAAGCCCUGAGCAUGGCCACAGCAGUCAUCCACUACAAGCCAGUGGCAGCUGACACAGCCCUGCCUGAGAAGGGCAGCUGA